Molecule: messenger RNA, 4032 nt
Organism: Lutra lutra (Eurasian river otter)
Lineage: Eukaryota; Metazoa; Chordata; Mammalia; Carnivora; Mustelidae
Gene: MYRIP
Product: myosin VIIA and Rab interacting protein
Exons: 17
Coding region: 460-3033 (857 amino acids)
Biological process (GO): intracellular protein transport
Cellular component (GO): cortical actin cytoskeleton
Molecular function (GO): myosin binding; small GTPase binding; actin binding
Source: RefSeq, a predicted model, not a curated record
GCGCACCGCCUCUCCGGCCCGGCGCCCCGCUGGCGCUCCAGCCCCGCCUCCGCACGCGCCCCCGCCCCGGGCACCUCUGAUUGGCGGUGGGCCGGGCCAGCAGGUGUCGGCGGCCGCUGCGGCCAGGCUGGCCCCAGCUGCCUGCGGCGCGGGCGCCUCCCUCGCAGCCGCUGCCACCGCCGCGCUCCCCGCCUUCUGCCCGCUCCCCGGCUCCCUCUGCGGCUGGGGUUCUGGCGGCCGAGCCCCCAGGGCGCUGCAGCUUAGAUCCGGCGCGCCUACAGACCCGCGCCCCUGUCUCUCUGCUCGCAGCUCGCUCAUCCACGCACCGCGCCGCGCUGCUGCGGCAGGUGCCCCAGGCGUCCUGAAGCGCGGUGGCCGCCAUCGAUGACCCGGGCCACGGAACUGCUCCAGCCCGGCCACCCCUUGUCUUGUGUCAUCAUCUGUACUUGGUAUUAAAUCAUGGGGAGGAAGCUGGACCUGUCUGGUCUGACUGAUGAUGAAACAGAGCACGUUCUCCAGGUGGUUCAGCGAGACUUCAAUCUUCGAAAAAAAGAGGAAGAACGGCUAAGCGAGAUGAAACAGAAGCUGGCAGAGGAAGGCAGCAAGUGCAGCAUCCUCUCGAAGCACCAGAAAUUUGUGGAGCACUGCUGCAUGCGCUGCUGCUCGCCUUUCACCUUCCUGGUCAACACCAAGCGCAGGUGUGCCGACUGCACGUUCAACGUCUGCAAGAGCUGCUGCUCCUACCAGAAGCGCGAGAAGGUGUGGAUCUGCUGUGUCUGCCAGCAAGCCAGGCUUCUGAGGACCCAGUCUCUGGAAUGGUUCUACAGUAACGUGAAGAGCCGCUUCAAACGCUUUGGCAGCGCCAAGGUCUUGAAGAACCUGUACCGGAAACACCGGCUGGAGAGUGGGGCGUGCUUCGACGUUCUAGGAGGAAACUUUUUCGAGGCAAACCUGGAGAAUGAAGGAAGUAUUUCAGGCAGUGAUUCAACAUUUUAUAGACAGUCAGAAGGACACAGCAUGAUGGACACCUUGGCUGUCGCCCUGCGGGUGGCUGAAGAGGCCAUCGAGGAGGCGAUUUCCAAAGCAGAAGCCUACGGGGACAGUCUGGACAAGCAGAACGAGGCCAGCUACCUGCGGGACCACAAGGAAGAGUUGACCGAGGAACUGGCCACAACUAUCCUGCAGAAGAUCAUAAGGAAACAGAAGAGCAAAGGCGAGCAGCAAAUGGAAGAAGAGCCAGAGUGGUUGCAGCCCCAGAGCUGCAUGGCCGAGGCAGCUGACCCGGGGACCGCCACACCCCCAGGAGGCCCCCAAGCUCCCUGCACCCUCUGGCAGUCCCAGUCUGCGUUCUCACUUCCCAGAGAGGACGCCCUGAAGCCCCCUUCCCUGGACGCUGCUUCGAGACCGCGGAGGAGCCAGGCCCAGCCACUGCGGGAGGAGGCGACCUUGCCCAGCUGGAAGAGCACGGACAGGCUGGACGAGACAAACCUGGCCGAGGUUUUGCAGAGCCCCGAUGGGAACUGGGUGGCCCUGAAGGAUGGUACUCUGCCACCCACCCGUCUGCUGGCCAAACCUAAGAGUGGCACGUUCCAGGCCCUGGAGGCAGCCUCCAGCGUGGCCUCUGCCUACGACGAGAUGGGCUCUGACAGCGAGGAGGACUUUGACUGGAGUGAGGCCUUGAGUACACUGUGCCCACGGACCCGAGGCCAGCCCAGGAACCCCCAGCCUCAGCCCACACAGGCCCAGAGCUUGCACCAAGGCCCAUCAGCCGCCAACUCUGGGCUCUCUCCGAACCCCGAGGCCAUGUGUUCCGACUCGGAGACCUCCUCUGCAGGCUCUUGCCGGGAAGCUGGGCGCCGGGCAAGACUGUCCUGGCUGCCGAGGAAGGCCCCCAGGGACCCCACAGCAGAGAAGCUGCGCCUGCAGGGAGAACUGGACGUGAACUUCAACCCCCAGGCCCCCAGCAGGGAGACCUCAGACAGCAGCGAGCCUGAAGAGGCCCCCUACGCCAUGGACCGGAAGACCAGGAGGUGGAGAAGGGCCCGCGUGGGCUCCGAGGAGCCAAGUGAGGAAUUGUCUUCUCCCAACGCCCAUUCCCAGGGGCUGGACAUACAACAGGUGUCGGGUGAUUUGUCAGAGACUGACCUCAGUAAUGAACCUCAGCACCCUCGGACCAGGGUGGCCACCACCGAGGAGAAACUGAGAAACAGGCUGUAUGAGUUAGCAAUGAAAAUGAGUGAGAAGGAGACAUCUUCGGGAGAAGAUCAGGAGUCAGAGCCCAAGACAGAGUCUGAGAACCACAAGGAAAGUCUGUCCUCUGAAGACAACAGCCAGGGUGUCCAGGAAGAGCUGAAGAAGAAGUAUUCUGCUGUUUCUCUCUGCAACAUCUCCACAGAAGUCUUGAAGGUCAUCAAUGCCACAGAGGAGCUGAUAGCAGAGUCCUCAGGGCCCUUGGAGUUCCCACCUGUUCCUCCCGACAGAGAGAAGGGGACAUUUCCUCUCGGGAUAGACCAAGUGAGACUGGAUGAGCAGCUGACUUCCCUGGAAGAAAACGUAUACCUGGCGGCAGGCACCGUGUACGGACUGGAAGGCCAACUGAAUGAGCUGGAGGAUGCAGCCCGCUGCAUCCACAGUGGCACCGAUGAGACCGAGCUGGCAGAUCUGGAGGACCAGGUGGCCACGGCGGCAGCCCAGGUCCACCAUGCUGAACUCCAGAUUUCUGAUAUCGAGAGCCGGAUUUCAGCUCUGACCAUUGCCGGAUUAAACAUAGCACCGUGUGUGCGCCUCACGAGAAAACGAGAGCAGAAGCAAAGGAACCAGGUACAAACCAUAGACACAUCAAGGCAGCAGAGAAGGAAACUGCCUGCCCCACCAGUGAAAGCUGAAAACAUGGAGGCAUCUUCAGUGACCACCACGAAAACAUUUAACCGCAACUUCGUUCUCCAAGGCUCCUUGACAAACAGGACUAAUGAAAGGAAAAACACCACCAAGGAUUUGAUGGAGCCUACUCUGGAGUCAGCGGUGAUGUAUUAGCGCUCCGGGACUCCACUGCCAAUGACCCACUGCCUCCGGCCGUACACGACAGUGCCUUGACCCCACAGCCAUCGAAUACUGUGCGGAUUUCCACCCGAGGAGAGGGCCUGGGGAGGCCAUGGUGCACCACUGCACAGGGCUGUCCCGAUACCUCACCCAGCAAGCAGUCCUGGACUUGGGCGCUGCCGGCUUGCCCACUCUCUGCCUUAGGCUCCCAGGGGAAUCCCAGACAGCAAACUGAGAUGCUGGCUUCCAACAGCAGAGCUCCGUGUUCAAAAGAUGCAUCUUUUCCCUAUCCGCUUUGCUACUGUGUGUUGUCUUUAAGAUUGUUUUGGGUUUUGGUUUUUUGGGUUUUUUUGGUCCCUCUCAUUCAAGUAGAAGUACGUGCCAACAGUUAUUUGUCCAAAGGAAAACUACUGGGGGUUGGGGGGUGGAAGGAAGGGAGAUCUGUAUCAUCAUUUAAUUCAUCAUCAGGUCUUGCUAAUCUCUCACAAGCAUCUUUGUCCCACAAGUGCUAAGGAAAAAAAAGUGCAGACGCCCCUGUAGUGAACAUCAGGACUGUCCCAUUUGGGGAGCGUGCACCCAGAGAGGAUGCUGCCUUUCAGCCACCUCCUUCCUGGGCAGUUCCAACCUCCCCCGCACCCGGCACAGCCAGUCAUUCCCAUCGCUUUGCCAUCACAAGCCACGAAGUGGAAGCUCUGCCUCACUCAUGCCAUGUCCAGGCCUAUCUGAAACAAGGUCUCAUUGAGAAUUCAGGGCUCUUCCCUGGACUUACGGACAGUCUCUUCACUCUGAAGGGGGGUGGAACUUGAGAACGCCUACCAUUGGCUUAACUUUAGGGCACUGUCCAGAAUCCACAUGACGUGGUUUAGCAAUGGCCAUGCGUCUAAUGGGGUUUGGGUAAAUGGAUUCUUGCAGACAAUAACCACGUGAGAAAUUGUCCUCCAAAAUUUAUUUCCCAAAUAAAUAUUCAGCAAAAGUAAUAGAAUGACCUUAAAA